AUGACCUGCGAGCGUGAGCGGAUUCUCAGCACUUUCAUGCUCCGAAAGAAUUCUGUACCAGACAACCAAUCCGGCGAAAAGCUUCAUCUGGAGGAGGUCUCGACUAUGAAUCUGGUGCUACUCAUCGUCCAUGCUUGUGAAGGAUACGUGCGAAUGUCGGUGUAUCGAAACGGAAAGCUGUUGAAACGGAGCGAACCGUUCUCGGGUUUCAGACGGUUUUUGGUGGUGAAUAUUCACUCGGGCCAACUUCGAUUCCAAAUCAGUAACGAUGACGCGAAACCAAAGACCGUUCACCUUUGGGCAAGACCCAGGCCGAUCAAUCGCCAUAUCCGAAAUUGCCCGAGGACACAAGCGAGGUUGCCCGAGAAGUGA
Molecule: messenger RNA, 372 nt
Organism: Cooperia oncophora
Lineage: Eukaryota; Metazoa; Nematoda; Chromadorea; Rhabditida; Trichostrongylidae
Source: the annotation of a GenBank genome assembly